AGUUCUUGAAGUUCUUGGUUGACAAUUAACAAUCCAUCGCCAACUUAUUGUCAAUAUGGGGUACGUACUCUUGAUAUUCUACUAUCUCCUUUCAAUAUGCUAGUGAAGUGCUCUGGUUCUCUAUUUCAUGGGAUAAAUGCGAUUGAAAGUGGAGGACAUGCGCGCAGCUUCCCCUCCAGCCAAUUCUUGACGGAUUGGAUGGGUGAGAAGAUAUUUUGAAUCGCAGAACUAUAGCUAACAAAUGAAAUUUUUCAGUCGGGUUAUACGCAACCAAAGAAAGGGCCGUGGCUCGAUCUUCACAGCCAACACCAGAUUGAACAAGGCACCAGCUCAAUUCAGAACCCUCGACUAUGCUGAGAGACACGGUUACGUCCGUGGUGUCGUAAAGGACAUCAUCCACGACCCAGGACGUGGUGCUCCUCUCGCAAAGGUUGUCUUCCGCGAUCCAUACAGAUUCAAGCUCCACACCGAGACCUUCAUCGCCAACGAAGGAAUGUACACCGGACAAUUCAUCUACGCUGGAAAGAACGCCAACCUCACAGUCGGAAAUAUUCUCCCUCUCGGAUCUGUUCCAGAAGGUACCGUUAUCUCCAACGUUGAGGAGAAGGCAGGUGACCGUGGUGCGUUAGGACGUACCUCUGGUAACUAUGUCACCGUUAUCGGACACAACCCUGAUGAGGGCAAGACCCGUGUCAAGCUCCCAUCCGGUGCCAAGAAGGUCAUCAAGAGCAGCGCCCGUGGAAUGAUUGGUAUCGUUGCUGGUGGUGGAAGAACCGACAAACCCCUCUUGAGUACGUUUCCAGGGCUCGAUUGUUGAUAAAGGGUAUGCAAAGUUCGGUACACUGACUGUAAAUUACAGAGGCAUCCCGUGCUAAGCACAAGUUUGCCGUGAAGCGUAACUCAUGGCCAAAGACUCGUGGUGUUGCCAUGAACCCCGUUGACCAUCCUCACGGAGUAUGUAAAAUCUGCCAUUUGUACCAGAAACAAGCGCUAAUUAAGAAUAGGGUGGUAACCAUCAACAUAUUGGUAAAGCAUCCACAAUUUCAAGAUAUGCCGCACAAGGUCAAAAGGCUGGUCUCAUUGCUGCAAGAAGAACUGGUCUGUUACGUGGUACCCAAAAGGUCAAGGAUUGAGCGAGUUGAGGGGGUUUUCAUUGCUUCGGAUAUGUUGGUACUGCAUCUUUGUAAUUUGGGAUGGAUCUCAGCGAGGAUGACAGAAAAGACUUCUACCAAACAAUCUUGUGUGCUCUGGCAUGAUUUACUAGUGAUCAGGAGAUCGUGAUGGCAUGUUAACAGACACCAUGCAAAAUGAAUUGAUGGCUUUUC
Sclerotinia trifoliorum is the source of this 1325-nucleotide messenger RNA. Lineage: Eukaryota; Fungi; Ascomycota; Leotiomycetes; Helotiales; Sclerotiniaceae. The record is from the annotation of a GenBank genome assembly.